GAGCGAGCCCCGGCCCGAGCCCUUGCUAGGAGCAUAAAGCGGUCUGGUCUUCCGCCCCCGCGGCAGAGAGGCCCGAGGGGAGGAGGAAGCAGCCUCCAGACCUUGAAUGGAGAACCGAGCCCGUGCUGGCCUCAUGCAGGAACCGGGGGACCGUGGCCCUGCAGGAGCGACGAGGUGCGCUAUGGGCAAAAAAGCCAAGCGGACAGCCGAUAGCUCAUCUUCGGAGGACGAGGAGGAGUACGUCGUGGAGAAGGUGCUGGACCGGCGCGUGGUCAAAGGCCAAGUCGAGUAUCUCCUCAAGUGGAAGGGCUUCUCGGAGGAGCACAACACCUGGGAGCCCGAGAAGAACCUGGACUGCCCCGAGCUCAUCUCGGAGUUCAUGAAAAAGUACAAGAAGAUGAAGGAGGGCGAGAACAACCGGCCGCGCGAGAAGUCGGAGAGCGCCAAGAGGAAGUCCAGCUUCUCCAGCAGCGCCGAGGAGAUCAAGUCGAAAAAGAAGAGAGAGAGCAAUGACAUCGCCCGGGGCUUUGAGAGAGGCCUGGAGCCGGAGAAGAUCAUCGGGGCCACGGAUUCCUGCGGCGACUUGAUGUUCCUCAUGAAAUGGAAAGACACAGACGAGGCAGACCUGGUCCUGGCCAAGGAAGCCAACGUGAAAUGCCCCCAGAUCGUGAUCGCGUUCUACGAGGAGAGACUGACAUGGCACGCCUACCCGGAGGAUGCAGAAAACAAAGAGAAAGAAGCGGCGAAGAGCUAAAGCCGCCCCCUCCGCCGCUCCUUUCUGUACAUACCACCUCCGCCCCGCCCCGCCCCGCCGUCCCCGCCACCUCCAUGAGAAAUGUGCUUAUUACUGUGCUCCCCAGGAGAGACGUCGCUGUCGGCUCUUCCGUCGCAUAACUAAUGA
Messenger RNA from Tachyglossus aculeatus (Australian echidna), 901 nucleotides. It is a transcript of the gene CBX5, whose product is annotated as chromobox 5. Bases 107 to 754 code for a protein of 215 amino acids. The transcript is spliced from 5 exons. Gene Ontology annotation, cellular component: pericentric heterochromatin; nucleus. Gene Ontology annotation, molecular function: chromatin binding. Gene Ontology annotation, biological process: negative regulation of transcription by RNA polymerase II; chromatin organization. NCBI's taxonomy places the organism in Eukaryota, Metazoa, Chordata, Mammalia, Monotremata, Tachyglossidae. The record is from RefSeq and is a predicted model, not a curated record.